CGGAGGAAUACUGGAGAUACGAUCACCUAACCGGCCCAUCGGUCCUGGCUUGUUCGCCCCCAAUACUGUGCGUGUUAUCCUCCGCGAAACAUACCAUGACACAGAAUCUUCAAAAUGAUCGGCCCCAAUGCAAUCCGACCUCAUGACGUGUCCCAAGAUUUCCACCAUUUUGGCUUGUUAGCCAUCACCAGCAUUUACCGAUUUCGAAAUUUUACACAGGCACCAACGUUUGUCGACGUCGAAGUACAAAUUCGUCCCUUCGCCGCUUUUCGAGGAUCUUCGCGAGACGCGUGGAUCAGGUCCGUACGCCGGGGCACGGUCGAGACUCGAGAACUACUGGGCCGACAACCAAUAGAAUCGUUGCGGUCUUCCAGCAACCAUGUGAAGCUGCCCAACUCAGUCCCCUUGUUGCAUAUCCAAGUAUCCCAUCACUGUCAGGGCCGAAGCGGUUUGUGCUGGCUGGAAGUGUGGGCGCAUGGUGACGAUUAUAUCUCAGAUCUCACUGCAUCUCCAGCAGCCACUAGCCGCAGGUCGACGACCCUAUACGCGGUCCUUCGAGCACUGAAGCAUUCACCCCUAGGUCUGAAGACUCGCUGUCUGUCGUACGAAACCACCUACCACAUCAUCAUCGAAAAAAUACCGAAUCAGUCCAAAACCCAAAACCCGAACACGCCGCGCAGCCAGCGGCAUAAAGUAGCGAGCGGGGUAGUCUGCACGUACUUAUAUGGCAGCCGCACCAUCUCCACAGGACACGUAGUCCUAAGCAGCACAUACAGAGCGCGGAUCGGAGGAGAUGUGAAAUGUAUCCCCGCCACCCGACGUCCCGGCAAGAGACUAUCCACCCACAACGCCGCAGCAUUCAAUCUUACAACCCUCGGCAAUGACCUAUUCCUAACCGCCAGAUGGAGAGGCAGCGAGUGCGCGCACGUUACAUCUCGCACUUUCGACUUGAACGAGAAACAGCCUGAACGCGUCUCAACUAUCAUUCCUUGCACAGGAUGUAUAGCUUCAAGUGGCGCAGAUUACGGAGCCCUGCGCUAUGAGGGCCAGGUACCCUCUCUUCCUCGAAUAAUCAUGCCGCCACCGAGCAUCGGGGUCAACUCUAAAAGGCCGUCCGUUCCGCGAGACUUCAGAGACGGGAAAAGCUUCCGUUUGCACUGGGAUGCCGUAUACACAGUACGGCAAAAUUCCUUUGCAACAAAGACUGAGAGCGCGCAAGUCCUGGAGCGAAAAAUAGUGAAGGAUCUCCAAGAACGUGUCAGCUGGUAUGGAGGCGAGCAUGGCUAA
Molecule: messenger RNA, 1287 nt
Organism: Guyanagaster necrorhizus
Lineage: Eukaryota; Fungi; Basidiomycota; Agaricomycetes; Agaricales; Physalacriaceae
Exons: 3
Coding region: 115-1287 (390 amino acids)
Source: RefSeq, a predicted model, not a curated record